AUGAUCGUCUACGUGAAACGUCGUGUGUUAAAGGCUCGAUCUUGUCAAAUUUUGGGGCUCUUAAUCCUAUUGGCUUGUGCGGUUUUGUUCCUUUUACAUAGCCUAUGUAACAAUGAGAUUUCGUUUCAGUACACUUUCCAGAAAAGGACUGGAAUUAAAACUUCAAUAACUAAUGACAUUACCACAAUGACAUCAGAAUUUCUCCGGGUAGACAUACACAGCCGAACACCUAUUGGAGAAUAUUUAUGGAAUCAUUUGCUUGAGGGAAAAAAAGAACUUAUGUCUGACAAAGCCACUUACAAGGGUAACAAGAUGGUAGAUGAUUUAAAUUUUACCUACCAGACAGGGAAUGCAGAAAUUUCAAUCACUUCCGCUUCUAACAUUGUGCUGGUUAUUGAUGGGUCAUCUCAGCUGAAUCAAAAGAAAGAAGAGUUGUGGCUUAAUAAUAUGCUCCUUUUUCGUCCACCCAAAAGCCUAUUUCUAGUUAUUUUGGGUGAUAAUGCUUGUGAUGAUAAUCAAUGGAUUGUUCAUUACUUGUCUUCAAAUGGUGGUCCUAUUAGUGCUGCCUUUAUGGUUCGGAGUAGUUUUUUGGCUGAUGAAGACGAAGUCUACCAAUGGCCUCUUGGAGUCACAACGAAUCGAGAUUUCCCUUUAUUUUGGGCAAACGAAAUCGACAUCUUGUCACCGAGACCCUUUAUUUGCAACUAUUUUGGUACCAAUCCUGCACAUAAUGCUACCCAAGACGUUAUUCCUCAACUACUAAAAGCGUUAAAACUUGAAAAUUCAUGCUAUUUGAAGAUGAGCAGCAAAACAGCCUUUUCAACCAUUGAACCUGUUGGUGAAUACAUUCAAGCCGUUUCGGAUUCUGAUCUAAGCCUUUGUCCAGCUACCGAGACGGGCAGUCCUGAAACGCAUUGUAUCUACGAAGCAUUCUCGCUUGGCAGUGUUCCAGUCGUUGAAGAUGUCGAAGUCUCUUGUGGGAGGGAUUCCCUUUUUCUACUAAAGAAGCAUAAAGCUCCAUUCCUACUUGUUGAAUCGCUUGAAAAUGAGCUGGGGGAUGUCAUUGCUAAAGAGAAUACGAUGAAUUUACAGGAAAAAAUCGCCAGAAGAGCUACCGUUAUUAAUUGGUACGCUGAUUUUCGACAUUAUAUGGCCAAGCAAUUCUAUCGUGUUGUUUUUUCAAAAAUAAAUCUUUGAUACGAUAA
Messenger RNA from Daphnia carinata, 1205 nucleotides. Its product is annotated as ribitol-5-phosphate xylosyltransferase 1-like. Gene Ontology annotation, cellular component: Golgi apparatus. Bases 1 to 1197 code for a protein of 398 amino acids. The transcript is spliced from 3 exons. Gene Ontology annotation, molecular function: ribitol beta-1,4-xylosyltransferase activity. The record is from RefSeq and is a predicted model, not a curated record. Gene Ontology annotation, biological process: protein O-linked glycosylation via mannose. NCBI's taxonomy places the organism in Eukaryota, Metazoa, Arthropoda, Branchiopoda, Diplostraca, Daphniidae.